UGUAGAUCCGACUACCUUAGCUUUGUACACUGAUAAAACAAAAUAGUGACGGACCCCUUGGCAAAUCGUGGCUACAGGCUCGGAUCUAAUUGAUAGUAGCCAGUGGCACUGAUUUCAUCCUCUAAUAGGCCUCACACUGCUGCAGACACUCCAAAGAGAACGCUAAAGGGGAAUCCCUCACGUGAUGUUGACGGAAGUGCGUAGGGCGUCAAGGAAAACAUAAUUUCUGCACAAUUUAUGUCAUUUUCUCGCAUUAUAUGUCAAGUUGUCUGGGAAUACUAAUGUAAUCAAGGUGUGGUCUGCUAGCCAGUGUCAUGGUGGAACCUAUAUUUGACUAUCAAUUCAGAUUGAUUUUGAUAGGAGAUAGCACAGUUGGGAAAUCAUCACUUUUGAAAUAUUUCUGCGAUGGGAAAUUUACAGACAUUUGCGAUCCCACAGUGGGUGUUGAUUUCUUCGCCAGGCUGGUCGAGGUGAUGCCCGGAGUGAGGGUGAAAUUGCAGCUAUGGGACACUGCUGGACAGGAACGGUUCAGGUCAAUCACUAGGUCAUAUUAUCGUAACAGUGUUGGAGCCAUGCUUCUCUAUGACAUUACAAAACGCAGUACUUUUGAACAUUUAGACGAAUGGCUAGAGGAAGCUAAGAUACACAUAGAGCCGAACAAAGCAGUAUUUAUGCUAGUAGGACAUAAAUCAGACAUGGAGGCUGAACGAGUUGUCUCCACGCGAGAAGGAAGCGCAUUUGCAGACUUUUACGAAAUGAGGUUUAUGGAGACAUCAGCAAAAACUGGUCAAAAUGUUGAAGAUGCUUUUGUGACGAUCGCACGUGAGGUUUAUCAAAUGUUACAGGAGGGGAAACUUCAGCCGGAAGAGGGCUGGGAUGGGAUUAAGAAUGGAUAUAAUCAGAAACGACGGAGGGAGGAGUUUCAGUUGAUGGAAGCGGAGCCUAAAAGUGGCGGUUGUUGUGCAUAG
Molecule: messenger RNA, 968 nt
Organism: Owenia fusiformis
Lineage: Eukaryota; Metazoa; Annelida; Polychaeta; Sabellida; Oweniidae
Source: the annotation of a GenBank genome assembly